Molecule: messenger RNA, 620 nt
Organism: Trichobilharzia regenti
Lineage: Eukaryota; Metazoa; Platyhelminthes; Trematoda; Strigeidida; Schistosomatidae
Source: the annotation of a GenBank genome assembly
CUUCGUCCUAAAAGGGAGGGACUUUCAAAGCUUGCGUUACUUUCAAUGAUCGUAGGUUUCACGUGGUUAUGUAACAAGAACAAGAAAGCCGCUAAAUAAUUAUGCUUGAAAGACAUUCAAAUCCACCAGUUGGUUUGGAACGUGUUCAUCGAUAUUUUUGUUAUGUUUGUGGUACUUUAUUACCGCAUAAAUUAGAAGCAAAUGAUUCAUUAAUUUGUCGAAAAUGUAAAACAUCUACAUUCAUGCGUUGGUUUAACAAUAUGGAGGCAAGUUUUAAUACAGAGAGUAAAUUAAAAAAUAACCCAAUUGACGGGAUUGAUACCCCUGAUGUCGAUGAAUCAACGUGUUUAUUUUUUCCAUCCAUGAUAAAAGGUGCUAAAAAAAUUUUAAAAUCAGAAAUUGCAUUAAAACAAGCUUUAGAAGCGCAACAAUUUGAAAAUGAUACAUCUCAGGCAACGACAUUUGAUGGACCAAGUAUACGUAAAGAAUGUGCUUAUUGUGGUAAUGACAGAAUGACUUAUGUAACAUUACAAACUCGUUCAGCCGAUGAAGGACAAACUGUUAUUUAUACUUGUACACAGUGUGCUAAAAAAGAGAUUGAAAAUACAUAAAUUAUAUAU